CGAAAUAACCCCAUUGUCCACUGUGGAAGAAACGUGACCGAGACUGUCAAGGGAUUACCCAGGAUUCUUGUGGAAUAACUUAUAACGUCCCAGCUGCACGUGCGAGGAAGAUGAGUUUGUGUCCCCGGGCCAUCCAUCAUUGACGCUACACGGAGCUGCACUUAGCGGAAGGAGAGGGGAAUUCUGGGAUGCCACGGGAUCACAAGUUCUGAUUCUUCUUAAUGAUUAGCCCUCAGCCUUUAUCUCAGUUGAGGAUAUGGAUGCCAUGGCUAGUAGACACAAGGGUAUCCUUUCUGUGGACCACCAGCUCAGAGAUCAUGGCGACUGCAAUACCAAGCAGAAGCCGGGCGGGAAAGCCUCUUAGUGACACCACCUCCGACUUAUACAAUAAAGAUUUCUCUUCCUGUCACGACAUUGGAUGUCUCUGUCACGAUUUUAGCUCUCUCAUUGACCGAUAUUGACUGAACUUGUUCAAAAAUGACCUCUGCUCCAGAAUGAUUGGAGGUCGGCAGUUGUCUUCAACGUGUGAUCGAGUAUCCUUAUUUUUCAAUUGUGCUUGAGUAACAAUACGUGUAUUUUUUCAACAUUUCGCUUCCAAUUCUUUCCGGACAAUUGAGAUGUGCUGUGCUCAGAGUGUAUUCUUGUUUCAGUAUUUAGCAGUUCAGCAAUGACUUUUAUAUUGUAGUAGUUAUCGGUAAUACUAACUGCUUCAAUUACGAAUUAAUUAGUACUUUCAAGGAACGCUGCAAUAAUAAUAUUGUUAUAGAAAAAACAACAACCCUGUUUUAAUAUGAAGACUACGUAACAGAUUCAGACCCCAUGCCACGAUCUCCGACACGCGUGAGUGUCAAGAAAAAUGCACCGGGGUCGACAAAAACCGUGAGACUGACCCCCCAGACAAAGAGUCGUUUUCUGUAGCAAGAGGCGUGAUAUAUCUCCCCGCCAGCACAGCAGCCCGUCACCUCCAUGAGCUGGCUCAGGCGGUUGCGGGCUCGCCAUGUUCGUUUCUCAUGCCAAAGUUCGCAUCGUGGGUCUGGGCGGUCGCUCCAAGCGGCGACGUCCACACCGGAGGCGUCUAGCCGUCAAGGAGGUGGUUCGCAUGCCUUGUCUACUGCCUACUGUGCUCACCGUCUUCCUGGGAUUGCUCGCUGUGGCGGGCGGAGCCGGCAUGUCAGUCAUCGGCUUCGUUCCCACCAGAGACUCCGCCCAGAACAAUGUAACAGACAUAGCAGUACCGCCUGGGGAAGGGCAGGGCGUGGUGGACGCGAAAAGUGGAGGACCAAGCGCACAGGUGUCAGCUGUAGGGAUGGACCAGUCAGCCUUGAGCGAGGCCAAUGCGCAGCGCGAGAGAUCUUUUUACCUGCUCAAGAUCUGCGCGUACGUCGGUCCUGUCAUCAUGGCAGUGGGGAUGUUCGCUAUGAUCGUGGCUUGUGUCUUCUACUGCGAAAUCCUGGACAAGUACGCCAUAUUGGUGCCUGAGCGGAAGUCCGGUCUGUAUGACAAGGAGGAGCUGUACCAGGUGAUCGUAGGUGAGAUGAAGAAGUCCUACGCCCAGACGCUCAUCACCGCCUACACCAAGGCUGCAGAGCGGAGCCUUCUUGCGGCAGACACACAGAGCGUGAGUGACAACUUCCUGCCCGACUUCCCCAUCAAACCCGAGCCACUAACCAUUGAGCAGCAGAUUGAUAUCGAGUGCGAGGGUUACGCACCCUCCCCUCCAGUCCCCAACAAACGUUAUAGCGUCAUCCAGGCAAGGAUACAGAGACUGAGGAGUGAGGACCAUUGGUUGAAAACCUCCUCCCUUCCCAACAUUCGCCGGUCAGAUCGGAUCAACAGCAUCAAGCGUGCGGGUCGCGCUAUCGUCAAGUCCAAGGGGAGUUCACUCAGCUGUGACUACACUAUGGACGAAGCUAGACUAAGGCGGAAGUCUAUGAUGCUUCGCUCCAUCGUGCAGUGGAAUUCAAGUUCUUCCGGAGACCUCAACGGUCAAAGGCAGCGACGGUUUUCUUCCGUGAAGGCGUUGCCUUCCGAGCAAAAUACGGAUAACUGGGACGCCGUGUCUCAUGCAGGGUUCGCCGGUUCCUACCCCAUGACUCGACUCAUUCAGCGCCGCGGGACUUUCGCCUGCGGGGAUAUGAGAACUAGGAGAAUGAAGUUCCUCUUGUUACUUCAAGCCUCAGAGAGCAAGGAUCUCUUUUCCGACACUGUUUCGAUCGACGGUCGUGUUUCGGUGCCCGGAAUACGACGUAACUCAUUCAUACCGUACACAACUUGCGAUCGGUUUAUUUCCGGGGAGGAGAAGAAGACGAUGAGAGACAGCAGACGGUCGUCGGUGAAUCCAUUUAUGUUCGGACAACGGUUCGCUACCGAACCCAAAGCCGGCACUCGCAGGCAUUCGUUCUUCCCGAUCCGACGUGACGAUAAGAUCUACGUGGUCGACCCCAACGAGCAGCGGAGACAUUCCUUCAACCCAAUAUGUGUCAACAACACUCUAAAACCUGAGUUUGCAGCAAAAUUAGACGGUCGACGAGGGUCUUUCAAUCCAGACGCACGUCGAGGUUCUUUCAAUCCGGAUUCGCGGAGAGGGUCCUACAAUCCUGAUAGUCGUCGGAGUUCAUUCAAUCCGGACAGCAGGAGGAGUUCAUAUAUCCCUGAUUCUCGCAGAGGUUCCUUCAAUCCGGACAGUCGGCGCGGUUCCUACAUCCCAGAUGGCCGACGUGGGUCGUACGAUCCGGACUGCAUGCCAGACCGGGCCGCAGACGGGAAUAGAGCCCACGAGGUCCCGCCACAGAACUCUUUCUUCCUUCAGGUCCCCGGGUUCGAACAUGAGUUCCAGAUGGAGCGACACCCGCCUGCAGACAACGAAGACUUCCCAACUUCCCAAACGGGACUAACAGUGCCUGAUCCUGGUUUCCUGUCCCCAGUGGCAAAAUCUGGGCCGCCGAUCGGCACUGCAGACAGCCGGAGAGUAGAACGUCGCCACUCCCACAACCCGGGACUCAAACCUGCACCCCCCAACGACGGCAGCGGUGGGGGAGGCACAGGUGCGUUUAAAAUUCCCAAAAUAACGAUAAACGCCGUGACGACUAACAACAGGUAUCUUGGUGUCCCUACCCAGGAGUAUUAUCCAGAGGAGAGGCGGCACACUUUUAACGCCAUGACCAUGACUAGGCCUCAAAUAAACAUAUCUCCAGCCGGAACCGUUUGCGUCAAAUCACAGGAGAAACCCGCGGCUGCCCAAAGGAUUUCAUUCCUCCUGGAUCCUAAUGACAGCUCAUCCCCGCCCCAGCAAGCACCCUCCGCUCCAGGUGGCGCCACCAGCUCCCCCUCACCCAGCCGGACGCGACUGACCGCCGGCUCGGCUUCCCCCCACACCACACCCUCCCCUCCCAGCAACGCUACCUCGUCCCCUGAGCCUGUGCGCCCGUCCAGCUUCAAGCAGGAGAUGGUCGUGUUCAAACCUCUGCCUUACCCAACAGACUCCCGCAGCGCUAGCCCCUCCAGCAACGUCUCCAACUGUGGGAGUGAGAACGUCUGGAGUGACCGCUCCCUUAGAGCCUCUUCCCCGGGCCUGGCUUCCGUCUCGUCUGACCGCUCGGGGAAAACGGCGCGAACUGCGUCGCCAGUUUCUGUGAUAGCCGCUGAUGUCACCAGUUCUUACGGGACGUUUGACGUCACGACGCCGCCUAGCGCUUGGGAGAGGAGGGGGGAGAAACAGACAAAAUCUCCGCGCUCACAACAGAAGGCGAGCACGCUACAAACUCUACAGGUCUCCUCUGCGUCAACGAAGUGUGCGGUGCAGCUAAAUCCACGGCAGGAGAAAGCUGCAGAGAGAGGUAGCCCUGUGUUAGUACGGAGGUCUUCAUCUUUUAAAGAGAGAAGCGAACCGCAUGGAAAAGCCUCUCAUAGCAGGCACAAGGCACGCCACCGCCCCCACCAGCAGCCCCCUGUCCAUCGCCGGCCGGCCCGCACAAUGGAAACCGAGAUGACCGACUCGCCGGCCAGUGUUAGCUCAGGUCAAGCCAGUGUGAGUUCUGGGCCAGCCAGUAUAAGCUCAGGGCCAGCUACGCUCUCCCCCUCCGUCAACACCGACGCCAACGCGGCCAUACAGAGAAGUCGCUCCACUUCCGCACUGGGGUUCCACCCCGACACACCCACCCCACCUCUGGGCCACGCCUCUUCGCCAUCUGGCCCCGCCCUCACUGUCAGCUAUGCAACAAACCCACAUGGAGGAGGCUCCUCCCUCUCCCCCCUCGCUGCCCAUGGGCCCUCUCAGGCCACGCCCUCUUCCGUAGCUCCGCCCACACGUGAUAUUGACGUUGAGGAGGGGGGCGGCAGACCAAAGGAACACACGCCACAUGAUGAUCGUGACCAGGACCCGGCUUCCUGAUGACACUCAAACGACGGUGUUUGUCUAUUAAGUCUUCUGGCCAUGGGGGUUGUGUGUACGUCUACCAGCCUAAUGGGCUCCGUGAGUUCACCUUUAACGCCAUUCCCAUGGCUUCUACAACGGGAACACACCCGCCCCCUUUUCACCCACGCUUCCUUCAUAUUUCUUUCCAAACAAAAAUGGGAAAUUUGAGGAAAUAACGUGUUCCUCUUUAAACCCAGUUGCAGACUCGUGUGACGUCAUGACGCUGGUCGCUGACGUCACAGGUCAGAAAGAAGAGCAGGUGUCAGGAGAAAAUGAAGGCGGGGGUUGGAAUGGAGAUAACAGUGGUAAUUAUAGCAAACCAAGUCAAAAUGGACAAAAAAAUUGACACGUGACCAUUUCUCCUGACAAUUAGCGGACAGAGGGAAAAAACGACUUUUUAAUUUCUUUUUAAUUAUUCUUUUAUAUGGUUCUUGAUAUCAAAUCGUAAAUAUCCGCGUCAUAAAAUUCAAUUAUCAAGUUCCAUAUUAUGAUGAUGAUGAUAAGGAAAACGAUAAAAAAAAGAGAACGACGUUAGUUUUUUGUUUGUUUUGAUUUGUUUUUUUAAAUUCAUAGGAGCUAAAUCUCCAAGAAUCUGUGUUAUAACAGUCCCUAUCGGUUGCAAACAAACGAUGCAGUCUA
Messenger RNA from Aplysia californica (California sea hare), 5053 nucleotides. RefSeq lists its product as uncharacterized. Bases 998 to 4390 code for a protein of 1130 amino acids. The transcript is spliced from 5 exons. The record is from RefSeq and is a predicted model, not a curated record. Lineage: Eukaryota; Metazoa; Mollusca; Gastropoda; Aplysiida; Aplysiidae.